GUACAGUUGAGAGUAAAGCAUACAUUUACUACGAGUUUACAGUUUCCAAUAAUGUUCUACAAAUGAAUGUUAUAAACAGCAAUUAUGCUCCAAACAACUUGAAAUUUGAAGAAAUCAAGAUAUUGGGAGCGCUCCAGGAAAUAACGGCAGUUACUGUAUCUCAGAACAAUGUUGUGAAAAAUGCUCUACUUAAUAUCACCUAUUAUCCUCUAGAAAAGGUUGCUCAUAUAACAGGACUUCAGCUUGAACUGGGAAAAUCUUACACAGUAAAAUGGACUCAAAAGCUGAGUGUCAAUGAAAGGUUUAAUUGUUAUCCCAGUCCCAAUCCAACACAAGAAAAAUGUGAACAACUUGGCUGUGUUUGGGAACAAGUAACAUCAAACUCAGAUAUUCCACCCUGCUAUUACAGCUCCGACAAUGCUUACUCUGUAGACAAAGUAGAAUACACCUCAUCAGGUUUGGCAGCCAACCUCAUUUUAAACAGUGCUAAGACCAGAGCUAAUGAGAAUUUCACUACACCAAUUAGUACACUACGCCUGGAGGUGAAAUAUCAUCUCAACCACAUGCUGCAAUUUAAGAUUUAUGAUUAUCAAAACGCACGAUAUGAGGUUCCGGUACCACUGAAUCUCCCGAGCUCCCCAAUGAGCAUGGCCAAGGAAAGACUGUAUGAAGUAUCAGUUCAGAAAAAACCAUUUGGUAUACAGGUUUGGCGCAAAAGCACAGGAACAACCAUCUGGGAUUCACAGCUGCCCACCUUCACGUUCAGCGACAUGUUCAUUCAGAUUUCUACCCGCUUAGCAUCCCAGUAUUUAUAUGGAUUUGGAGAAACUGAGCACACCAUGUUUCGACGUAACAUGAGCUGGCACACCUGGGGAAUGUUCACAAGGGAUCAGCCUCCUACUUACAAGUUGAAUUCCUACGGUUAUCAGCCAUUUUACAUGGCUCUUGAAGAAGACGGCAAUGCCCAUGGAGUUCUCUUGCUUAACAGCAAUGCAAUGGAUGUGACGUUCCAGCCAACCCCUGCCCUGACGUACCGCACCACUGGAGGAAUUCUCGACUUCUACAUGGUUUUGGGCCCAACACCAGAACUUGUUGUUCAGGAGUACACUGCACUGAUUGGACGACCUGUCAUGCCACCGUACUGGUCUUUGGGAUUCCAGUUGUGCCGCUAUGGAUACAAGAAUGACUCGGAAAUUGCCCAGCUAGUGGAGGACAUGAAGGCAGCUGGGAUUCCCUAUGAUGUCCAAUAUGUAGAUAUCGACCAUAUGGAAAGGCAACUGGACUUCACCAUUAGCACAAGCUUUGCUGGAUUACCAGCUCUGAUUAACAGAAUAAAAGAAGAAGGAAUGAGAUUUAUCAUUAUCCUGGAUCCAGCCAUCUCUGGAAAUGAAACCAAUUAUCCUACCUUCUCAAGAGGUGUGCAGGACGAUGUCUUCAUAAAAUGGCCCAAUACCAAUGACAUUAUAUAUUCCAAGGUCUGGCCAUUUCUUCCCAACGUGCAAGUCAACGAGUCACUGCCUGAGCAAACCCAAAUACAGAUCUACGGAGCACAUGCUGCUUUCCCAGACUUCUUCCGCAAUUCCACAAGGGGGUGGUGGAAGAGAGAAAUCCUGGAGUUCUACAACAAUUCCACCAACCCCUCAAGAAGCGUCAAGUUUGAUGGCCUGUGGAUUGACAUGAAUGAACCAGCAGCUUUUCUGAAUGGUGCCAUUGAUGGCUGUAGAAAUGACCUCCUAAAUAUGCCACCAUAUAUACCUCAUUUGGGAUACCGGUCAGAUGGAUUAACUGUCAAAACUCCAUGCAUGGAAGGUCAACAAUAUCUUCCAGACGGUACCCCUGUUAGACACUACGAUGUCCACAGUCUUUAUGGAUGGUCACAAACAAAACCUACACUAGAUGGUUUGCAGAGUGCCACCAAGGAGCGUGGGAUUGUUAUCACCCGUUCCACAUAUCCCAGUAGCGGAAGAUGGGCAGGACACUGGCUUGGUGAUAACACUGCAGCUUGGGAUCAGCUAGCUAAAUCUGUUAUUGGUAUGAUGGAGUUCAGUCUCUUUGGAAUAUCUUAUACAGGGGCUGAUAUCUGCGGCUUCUUCAAAGACUCAGAGUAUCAGCUGUGUCUUCGCUGGACGCAACUGGGUGCGUUUUACCCAUACUCACGGAAUCACAAUGUGAAAGGAGCAAGGAGGCAAGAUCCUGUUUCCUGGAACUCAACAUUUGAGGAGAUUUCCCGGAACGUGCUGAAUAUAAGAUACACCCUGUUACCCUAUCUCUACACAUUAAUGUAUGACGCUCAUGCCCAUGGCAGCACUGUGAUCCGCCCCAUAUUCCAUGAGUUUGUGGAAGACAGAACAACCUGGGAAAUAUAUGAGCAGUUCCUUUGGGGACCUGCACUGCUCAUCAGCCCUGUGAUGCAACAGAAUGCUGUAACAGUGAAUGCUUACUUACCCAAUGCCCGCUGGUAUGAUUACUACACAAAUGAAGAGAUUGGUUUUAGGGGACAAUUCAAACUUUUACCAGCUCCUUUGGAACAUAUAAACCUGCAUAUUCGAGGUGGAUACAUCCUUGCUUGGCAAAGACCUGCUAAUACAACUUUUUACAGCCGAAAAAACCCGAUGGGACUCACUGUUGCUUUGAAUGACACGCUGUUUGCAGAGGGACAGCUUUAUUGGGAUGACGGGGUUCACAUUGACGCAUAUGAAGAUGGUGUGUAUCUCCUAAUAUCGUUUACUGCUGAUCGGAAUGUUUUAAAUAUCAGGGUUUUGCAUCACGGUUACACUGAUCCAAACAACUUAAUGUUUACUGAAAUCAGAGUCCUGGGGGUGCCCACCAGUGUUAAGCAGGUGACCGUAUCGCAGAAUGGCAAACAGAACGGCGCAGAACAGACAAUUGCAUUGUCUCACACCAUGGACUACAAUGAUGCCAAGAAGCUCCUGACAAUCACCAGGCUUCAACUUGAAUUGGGCAAAGACUACACUGUGCAAUGGAGCUAA
Molecule: messenger RNA, 2990 nt
Organism: Pygoscelis adeliae (Adelie penguin)
Lineage: Eukaryota; Metazoa; Chordata; Aves; Sphenisciformes; Spheniscidae
Gene: SI
Product: sucrase-isomaltase (alpha-glucosidase)
Exons: 26
Biological process (GO): carbohydrate metabolic process
Molecular function (GO): carbohydrate binding; alpha-1,4-glucosidase activity
Source: RefSeq, a predicted model, not a curated record